Messenger RNA from Pyrenophora tritici-repentis Pt-1C-BFP, 513 nucleotides. RefSeq lists its product as uncharacterized. The record is from RefSeq and is a predicted model, not a curated record. NCBI's taxonomy places the organism in Eukaryota, Fungi, Ascomycota, Dothideomycetes, Pleosporales, Pleosporaceae.
AUGUCUACGAUCUCUAUCGUUCUCGCCCUUUUGCUCACCACCUCCACCCACGCCACUCCCCUUUCGACUUCAACUUUGGAACCAACCAAGGUUACAGUCAUGGCCACCGCCACCCUCGCUGCCCGUCAAGCAGAGACUUUGCUCCCUUGGACGCCGGCCUGGACCGACCCUGCGUGGACUACCCCUUCGCCUUCCGGGUUGACUUCUCUGGAGAAGUCGACCUCGCUUGAGGGCGGUGUGCUUGUUGCUAUCAUCAUCGGUAGCUUGUUGGCUUUUGGUCUUUUGGGUUGUGUUAUACACUGGUAUCGGCGCGGUUCGAGCGGCUCUUGUUGUCGUCGUCGUACUCGCAUCAAGGUUGUGCCUUGUGUGGAGCGCGACGCUGGGUUGAAUGUCGCGGCGGCUGCGCGCACAGUUCGCCAGCCCAAGGGUGUGCAUAUUGCAGCGCCUCGUGAUGAUUCUGAGUAUGGUCCUUAUGUGACGUGGACGCGUGGAAAGGGGUUUACACAGAUUUGA